Molecule: messenger RNA, 2360 nt
Organism: Trifolium pratense (red clover)
Lineage: Eukaryota; Viridiplantae; Streptophyta; Magnoliopsida; Fabales; Fabaceae
Product: LEAF RUST 10 DISEASE-RESISTANCE LOCUS RECEPTOR-LIKE PROTEIN KINASE-like 1.1
Exons: 5
Coding region: 132-2156 (674 amino acids)
Biological process (GO): protein phosphorylation
Molecular function (GO): ATP binding; protein kinase activity
Source: RefSeq, a predicted model, not a curated record
UAGACACAGAUUCACAAGACUUGUAUAGCAACUUUCCAGGUCAACUAGCGUAUCAAUUGGCUUCAAAGGAUAUACUCUAUUUAUAUGUAGUGCAAAUUAACAAGUGUGGAACAAAUUGUGAAACACAUUGAAUGGCUUUGCUUCAUGUAGUGCAUCAUAGAUUCCUUUUGUUCUCUCAUUUAACUGUGCUGUUGCUACUACUUGUCUUAACUAGUAAAGGAAAUGGACACAGUGAUGAUUGUCCAGAAUCAUUUGAUUGUGGAAAUCUUGGGAUCAUUAAAUACCCUUUUACCAAGUUUGGAUUCCACAACUGUGGUGCCUUGGAAAUUCGAGGUUGUGAUGAUGAUACCAACAGAACUGCAAUGAAGACCAUCCAGUUAACCAAUGGAGGAAGACACUUUCAAGUUACAAACAUUGUUAAUGACCGGCGCAAGGGAAAUACUAUUUCCAUUAUUGACCACAAUUUUACCAACCUUUUGAACAAAAGUGCUUGUGAGGCUUUCAGCUAUAAUAAUAUUAACCUCCCUCCUUCAUCUCCUUUUGGAUUAUUUUAUCUGAAAGACAAUAUAACUGCUGUCAAAUGCAACCGUACCAAAAAAUUAUUCAUCAACCCUCCACAUAAUUUCUUCAAAAAUAGUUCUUGUAGUCACUAUGAUUUUUACUUCGGUGAUUCGAUAUCUGAUGCUGAGUCUAACAACUCUUUCGCGUCGUGCUCAUCGUUUUAUCUUCCCGUCACUGAAUUAGGCUUUGCACUUUCUGGUAACCCGUUUCCAUUUUUAGCUGAUGAAAUUACCUUUCAGUUCCAACAAUCAUAUCAAUGUGAACAGUGUCAUCGUAAUAGAAAAGGUCAUUGUCGUAUUGACAGCAACAAACGAGUUUAUUGCGCUGCAAGGAAGGGUAGAAGUUUAAUUUGGAAGCUAGGAUUGAUUUUAGGAGUCGGCAUUGGACCAUGGAUCAUAGUUGGAUUGUUUGUCGCGCUACGGUACUAUAAACGAAAAUAUGGCCCUGCACACAUCCAAUUCCAACCAAGCAACAACACUUAUGUUGAUCCUUAUCCAAAUCGUGAAAUGGAGUCAAACAAGCUCUUCUUUGGGGUGCCUGUAUUCUCCUAUGAAGAGCUUCAACAAGCAACAAACAAUUUCGACCGCACUAGAAAGCUAGGAGAUGGAGGUUUUGGCACUGUUUACUAUGGAAAACUCAAAGAUGGAAGGGAGGUUGCUGUGAAACAAUUAUUUGAGCACAAUUACAGGAGAGUAGAACAGUUUGUGAACGAAAUCGAAAUACUGGCUCGCUUGCGCCACAGGAACCUAGUGUCCCUCUAUGGUUGCACUUCACGUUACAGCCGCGAGCUACUGCUUGUAUAUGAAUACAUUCCAAAUGGAACUGUUGCUAGCCAUCUCCAUGGUGAUUUAGCUAGAGCUGGUUUGCUGACAUGGCCUAUUCGAAUGCAAAUCGCAAUAGAAACUGCUUCUGCAUUGGCUUAUCUACAUGCUUCCGACAUCAUUCAUCGUGAUGUCAAAACCAACAACAUUCUACUAGACAUUAAUUUUUCUGUAAAGGUAGCAGAUUUUGGACUAUCGAGGUUGUUCCCCAACGAUGCCAGCCAUGUCUCGACAGCUCCACAAGGAAGUCCAGGUUAUCUUGAUCCUGAAUAUUUUCAACUCUACAAGCUCUCAGUCAAGAGUGAUGUGUAUAGUUUUGGUGUGGUGCUCAUUGAGCUAAUAUCAUCUAGGACAGCAAUUGAUGCUGCCAGAGAAGGAGAGGAAAUUAACUUAGCAAACUUAGCAGCUAAGAAGAUAAGAAACGACGAAGUUGGAGAGCUGGUUGACCCAUCACUUGGUUUUGAAUCAGACAGUGAAGUUAAAAGGAUGGUAAAUUCAGUGGCAGAACUGGCUUUUCAAUGUGUGCUAGGAGACAUGGAAUUAAGACCUUCUAUGGAUCAAGUUCUGCAAGAACUCAAGAAAAUUGAUGGUAGGAAUUUUGAGUUUGAUCAUCUAGAAAAAGUACAUGACUAUGCUGGCUCCUCGCGCUCUAAAGAAGUACAUCUACCAAUAGUAGGAACUGCUAUUGAUAAGAAGCAAGAAUCAUCCUCUUCACCAAAGUCAUUGACUGAGAAAUGGGAAAGUAAAUCUAAUACACCCAAUGCCGAUGGUUAAUCAAUCAAUUUUUCUAAUAACAGUUAUUCUUUAUGUUAUGGUAAAGUUAAGAAUAUUUACUGGUUAAAGUAAUGUGUGUUCACAUGCUUAAAAAGACUAAAAAAGGGUAAGUGAAUAAAUCCCAAAUCCCAAGGGUAAGGAAAAUUUGUCCAACAACAUUGUUAUUUGAAAAUCAAAAUCAAAAUACAGCAAACUUGUCCAAAA